Molecule: messenger RNA, 1430 nt
Organism: Helobdella robusta
Lineage: Eukaryota; Metazoa; Annelida; Clitellata; Rhynchobdellida; Glossiphoniidae
Exons: 10
Coding region: 171-1430 (419 amino acids)
Biological process (GO): exocytosis
Cellular component (GO): exocytic vesicle; plasma membrane
Molecular function (GO): neurexin family protein binding
Source: RefSeq, a predicted model, not a curated record
CUGGUUCACCGCAAUCAAUUGAACAUGCAACAACAACUACACAAGCUGAUCAACCCGUCUACCUCAAGUUAACAGGAAAAAGUUACGAACCAAAAACAUCAAAUAGUAAUUCAAAGGAUUCUUUGGUGGAGAGGAGUGGCGAUGGUGGUGGUGGUUUCUCGUACCACGGCAUGAUGAUGGCGAUGAUGGAGAAGAGGAAUGAUAGUAACGACCAUUCAGGGUUGUGGAGAGAUAGUGAGCUGGAAGAGAGAGAGAGAAGUUGUCCCGAUGGUGAUGAUAAUGAUGAUGUUGUUGGCCGUGGUGGUGGUGAUCAUCCUAACUCAAGAUUUAUUGUUGAUCCAGAUGCAACAAGCGAACUGGAAUAUGGCAGCUUGGGACCCCUGAAAAGAGAUAAGAAACAGAAAAGUUUGACCAAUCUUGUUGAUUCACUGUCCAACAGUCUAGAAAGUUUAAUGAGUGUGUACAGUGGUGCGGGUGAGGUCCAUUACGGAAAGAUCAUCGUUCGGGGGGAAGUCCAAAUUUCAUGUCUCUAUAAUGAAACCUCUACCAAGCUGGAUGUGACGGUGCACCAAUGCAAGGACCUCGCAGUUGUUAAUUUCAAGAAGAAGACUUCUAACCCAUACAUCAAAUGCUACUUACUGCCUGACAAAAGUCGGUUAAGUAAGCGCAAGUCUAACAUUAAGAAGGGCACCUUGAAUCCAAUCUUCGAUACAAUAUUUCACGUACCAGCUGGAACCAUAGAGCAAAGAAGUUUGGAGUUGAGUGUGUGGCAUGCAGACAAACAAGGAAGGAAUGACUUUCUAGGCGAGUGUGUUGUACAGUUGAACAGCCAGCAACUUGUCAACAUCGGGCAGCCUGUCUGGUUCAAACUUAAAAACAGGGUUUGCCUGCCGUCCAGUCCUCUCACAUACUACGGAGAUGUUGACGUCAGUUUAAAGUUUUUGUCCCGUGAGUCGCUCGAGAGUCACGUGAUUAGAUCUAGUGGACGCGGGGAGUUGCAGGUCCUCGUCAAGCAGGCCAGGAACCUGAGCACUGACAAAUCGAGCAAUUUAAAUGGCUCGUUCUGCAAGGCAACACUGAUGCAUCGCGACAAGAAGAAGAUUUUGAAAGAAAAAUCAGAUUUAGUGAGACCGAUCCGCAACACUUGCGUGUGGAACCAGACGUUCCUCUUCAAGGAUGUCUCGAGGAUGGAACUCAUGCAGGCCUGCCUAGAACUCACGUUUUGGGAUAAGGAUAAGAACUCAAAUGAUUUUCUUGGAGGUGUCAGACUCAAUACCGGACCGGGUAAAGCAGUCGGGCGGGAGCCUCCAUUGAAUUGGAUGGAUGGACGGGGGGAGGAGAUGUUGAUGUGGCAGUCCAUGAUUGACAGGCCGGAUUCCUGGAUUGAUGGAACGCUCAUGCUCAGGUCCACUAUGACAUCAAGGAAAUGA